AUGACGAACAAAACCCGCGACUAUGGUGACUUGAGAGUCACGCUUACCAAGGACCUCGUAUGGAAGUGGAAUGAGAAGGGUACAGGUGCUGCCCGGUAUGGAGAGUUCUAUCUUGCGAACUCUCAAGGUGCAAUGCGUCCUGUGGGAUCUUUUGGUCAAGACAAGUGGGAUGACCAGAAAGAUAAGAGAGCUACGCUCUUAGUUGGAAACGUUCCUGGGAGUUCUGGGAAGCCAGCUGUUGCAAGCCCUACUAGUUACGACUGGGUGUGGGACGAUCGGGGCGGCGGCGGCAAGUAUGAUGGCACAGUCUGGCGACCUGUUGCGCCUACUGGGUAUGUCUCGCUGGGGGACGUCUGGACAAGCAGCUACGAACGUCCAUCAACCAAUGCGAUAUGGUGUGUUCGAUCGGACUUGACUAUGCAAUCGAACUACAACCCGAACAGCCUCUGGGACGACAAAAAAUCCGCAGGUAAUCACGACUGUUCAGUGUGGUCGAUUAUCCCACCCCAGGUUAGCAUAGGCGGAUCCGAGAAGAUUACAGUCCUUUCCGAUUGCCACAGGGCUAUCAAAGCAUAUCAACAGCCUUCCUCGGACCUUGCCAGGGUUCUGGUACUUCCUUGUCCAAAGGAUUUCAAAUCUUUCAAUGCAAGACCGCCAACAUUCACCAAAGACACAAUCCCUCGCGAAGGAGACCUGUUCAGUCAACUGCAACAGUGUGAGGUUGAAUUACCUUUCACGGCCUUUUUUCCACCAACACAUGUCACGAGCUUGGGCAUGAUAUCUGAUCCGUUUUGCAAGCUUGGGAGGCGUACUGCAUGGUUGGUUGAAAAACGACACUCCAAUAACGGUGGAGGUACUAUCAUUGACGAGAAGACAAUCAAGAAAGGUAUCUCUACGACACAGUCACAAGAGAUGGUGCACUCAGCUGGUGUAGAGAUCACUUCGUCCUUUGGUAUCAAGGCUUUGGGUGGAGGCAUAGACGUCAGUCUCAACUAUCAGUUCACCUCGACACAAUCCUCUUCGUAUAACGAAUACGAAGAGUUCACCGACAGACGACAAUACGACGUUCCGCCCUACACCUGUUCAGUAUUUCUUACUGAACGUGUUUGGCUCGUAGCUACUCGCACUGACGGCUCUUUCACUCUAUCGGAGAUCCAAUACAACACUACCGACGGUAUGAACAUCGAGGAAGUCAAGCUGAACUGA
Messenger RNA from Alternaria arbusti, 1206 nucleotides. RefSeq lists its product as uncharacterized. Bases 1 to 1206 code for a protein of 401 amino acids. The transcript has a single exon. The record is from RefSeq and is a predicted model, not a curated record. NCBI's taxonomy places the organism in Eukaryota, Fungi, Ascomycota, Dothideomycetes, Pleosporales, Pleosporaceae.